UUAACAGGCUUUCGUUUUUAGAAAAAAAAAUGCAGUGCCGUGAAAAACAGAAAGCUAUAAUAUUCACUUUAACGUAUUAACAGUGCAGUUCUUGCAGUGUCGACAUAAUGACAACAAACUAAAGUUGAGCCAGCAACCUUUGUGUUAUAAUUAACGUGCCAAGUGUUUCGCAUGUGUGCUAAUUUAAAUACAUGAUUAUUUAGUAGUUAUACACAACAGUAUGGAAAAAGUGGAAUUUGAAAAACUCUUAAACAUAAUAGGAAAAUGGGGACAAUUUCAAAUCCGAGCAUAUAUCCCUUUAUGCUGUGUUGUAGUUUUUAGCGUUUUUCAAAUGAGUUAUAUUUUUGUUGCACGUGAUACAAAAUACAGAUGCAAAAUUCAAAACUGUCGAAAUGAUUCUGAACUUUAUAAUCCAACAUGGCUAAAAAACGCGGUUCCUUACAAAAACAACGUACCCAGUCGGUGUCUGCUUUAUAUGCCGAUGUACAAUAAUACUUGCACAGAUUUUUAUAAAAAUGAAACUUACACUUGUCACGCUUAUGUGUUCGAAAAGAAGCAAACGACUAUAGUGCAAGAUUUUAACAUUACUUGCGACGAAAAUUUAUGGAAAUUAACACUAGCUGGUACUGUGAGUGCUAUAGGGGAACUGUUUUGCCUUCCCUUUGUUGGAUUUCUGUCAGAUCAUUUUGGCAGGAAACGUAUGAUAAUAGCUAGUUUGGUAUUUAGUACAACCGUAGGCCUUAUGAGAUCAUAUUCACCUGAAUACAUUGUCUACAUAAUUUUGGAAUUUUUAGAUACUGCUUUAGGUUCAGGUCUUUAUAGUGGGGCCUUUAUUUUAGCUUUAGAAAUUGUCGAUAAAACAAGACGUAGCACUGCUAAUACUAUAAUCUCUCUUGCUUUUGCACUGGGACAAGUAAUUCUGGCCACAGCAGCCUGGAUAACAUCAUCAUGGAGGAUUUUUCUUCGUGUUAUAUACGCCCCUGGAGUUUUAAUACUGUUUUCUUUAUGGUAUAUCCCAGAAUCUGUAAGAUGGCUCAUUCUAAAAAAAAGAGCAAAACAUGCACACAAGGUAUUAAAUACAAUGUCUAAGAUGAAUGCAGGAGUGGAGUUUGACAAAGAUAUUUUAACAACAGAAUUCAGUCAACAUCAAAAUGAUCGAAAACUUUCCUUUCCACUUAAAGAAGUUUUUAAAUCGAAAAAAAUAGUUAUUAGAAUUAUCCAUUGCUCUUUUACUUGGAUAUGCUGCACUUUUCCCUAUUACGGUCUAACAAUACAGUCAGUGACUUUAUCUGAAAAUGUUUAUGCAAAUUUUAUAUGUACCUCUUUAGUAGAGGUUCCCGCUUAUUUUAUAACACAAAGUAUAAUUGAUCGUUUUGGCCGUCGAAAAACCUUAGGCUUAAGUUUGAUUACUGGAGGAGUUUGGUGCGUUUUAGUAAACUUCGUAGACGAAUCGAAGUGGUUAAGUUUGGUAAUUUUUUUAAAAGGAAAAUUUUUUAUAACUGUAUCUUAUACCAUACUGUACAUCUACACUGCCGAAUUGUUUCCAACCAACUCAAGGCAUUCAAUUUUUGCUAUCUGUUCUAUGUUUGGAAGAAUCGGAAGUAUGAUUGCUCCACAAAUUCCACUACUGGAAAGAAUAUUCAAAUCAUUGCCUUUGAUAAUAUUUUUUGCGACGGCAGUUACAAGUGGUGUUUUAGCAUUUUGGUUACCAGAAACAUUGAACACUGAACUACCCAAAGACAAUAAUGAAGCAAUCGAGAUAGAAGAACAAGGAGGAUAACAUAUAUAUGUAUUUUUUUUUGUCGUAACUACUAACUUAUUUUUUGUAAAUAUAUGUAUAGUUUUUUGUUA
Messenger RNA from Zophobas morio, 1851 nucleotides. Its product is annotated as organic cation transporter protein-like. The record is from RefSeq and is a predicted model, not a curated record. Bases 221 to 1780 code for a protein of 519 amino acids. Lineage: Eukaryota; Metazoa; Arthropoda; Insecta; Coleoptera; Tenebrionidae. Gene Ontology annotation, cellular component: membrane. The transcript is spliced from 8 exons. Gene Ontology annotation, biological process: transmembrane transport. Gene Ontology annotation, molecular function: transmembrane transporter activity.